UGCCUGGAGAGAAAAAAAAAAAAAACUCAGCAGCGGUCUGUAUAAAAGUCGGCGCUCUGAUGAGAUUCGUCCCUUUUCCAGAGACAGGCCAAGAAGCACACAAGCUCCAUCAUGGUGCAGAGAGUCGCAGUGAUCGGGGCGGGCCCCUCGGGUCUCACCAGCGUCAAGGCUUGCCUGGAUGAGGGCCUGGAGCCCACCUGCUUCGAAAGCAGCGACGACAUAGGAGGACUCUGGAAGUUCAAGGAAGUCUCCGAGCCGAACAGGGCCAGCAUAUAUCGCUCCCUAACCAUCAACAUCUGGAAGGAGAUGAUGUGCUACAGCGACUUCCCCAUCCCAGCUGAUUACCCAAACUACAUGCACCACUCUAAGAUCCUGAAGUACUUCAGGAUGUACGCAGAGCACUUUAAAAUACUGCAGCACAUUCGUUUCCAGACCUCGGUGAAGAAAGUCACGCAGAGACCGGACUUUUCUCGCACCGGCCAGUGGGAGGUGGUGAUAGAGAAUAAAGAUGGACUGGAGGAGAGGCACAUCUUUGAUGCAGUCAUCUGCUGCUCCGGUCAUUUCAACUACCCCAACCUGCCUCUUAAAGACUUUCCAGGAAUUGAGACGUUUGAAGGAAAAUACCUCCACAGCUGGGACUACAAGGGACCUGAGGACAUGCACGGGAAGAGAGUGGUGGUCAUCGGCAUCGGCAACUCAGGAGGAGACAUCGCCGUGGAGGGCAGCAGAGUAGCAGAGCAGGUGUACCUGAGCACUCGCAGCGGUGCCUGGGUCAUCCGUCAGGUUUCCGACAACGGCUUGCCGGUUGACAGGUUCAACACGCGCUUUGUCCAUGUCAUGUUCAAGCUGCUGCCCAUGAGUUUUCUCAACUGGCUGGGGGAGAAGAAGCUCAACGCCAUGUACGAUCACGCGGUGUACGGCCUCAAACCCAAACACAGACUCUUCAGCCAGAUUCCAGUGAUCAACGAUGACCUUCCCUUCAAGAUUUUGUCCGGGUCAGUCCUCGUCAAGCCAAACUUGAAAGAGAUCCGUGGCUCCACCGUGGUCUUUGAUGAUGGCAGCGCUGCGGAAAAUGUGGAUUUGAUUGUGUUCGCCACGGGGUACAACUAUGAUUUCCCCUACUUGCCGAAGCACGUCAUGUACAAGUCGGGGCACCGUGUGGGCCUCUACAAACAUGUUUUCCCCCCAGUCCUUGAGCAGCCUACUCUGGCUAUUGUGGGAUUUAUCCAUUCUGACGGAUCCAUCAUGCCACAGGCUGAGAUGCAGGCCCGCUUUGUCACUCGUGUCUUCAAAGGACAUAAGAAGCUUCCCUCAAAUCAAACCAUGAUCAAGGCUGUUGAGAAGGACACCAAAAACAUUGAGAAAAACUACGUUGUGUCGAGGCUGACGCCACUGCAGGUGGACUUUCUCGAGUACAUGGACGACUUAGCGAAGGACAUCGGAGUGCGCCCAAGUCUCCUCUGGCUGCUCCUCACCGACUUCCCCCUGUUUAUGCGGGUUUUCUGGGGACCCAUCACUGCUUACCAGUACCGACUGAUGGGACCGGGAAAAUGGGACGGGGCCCGCAGGGCGAUCUUCACCCAGCUGGACCGCCUGUACCAGCCCCUGAGAACCCGACAGCUGGGGCCUCGGCAGAGCUCGACAGCAGGCCGCCUCUUCAAGUGGAGCUUGCUGCUCGUGGCUGGAGGAAGCGCCCUCUACUACAUCCAAGUUCACAAUCCCACCAUCAUCCCCACCCUGAUGUCCAAACUCCGUCCACCAACCGUCUAAGAAACCCCAAGUUUAGAACCUCUGAUGUUAACUGUGGACAUGUGUCAGUCACGCAGCAGUGUAACCCUAUCGAACAAUGCAGCUCUUUUUACUUUAACAUGCAACGCCGGUGACACUCAGACUAGCCUGCACUGAAGUAAUGUUUCAUAUUGCAAAAACUAUUGCAGUUUAACUGUUUACAAGCAGGCCAGAACUAAACACUGCAGACCAUUGUUUAUUGACAAGAAGGGAGGAUGUUGAGCCAGGAUCAGAAAGCUGACAGAGUUCACCUUCCUGAACUAUGGAAGCAGAAAAGAAGAGGGAGAGACACAAGAAGUCAGGGAAAGCAAAAUAAGGACAUCAGCUGUUCCUAUAAUGAACUGGGCUCUGAUUAUAUAUGUCAUACAAAAAGCAUUCCUGAGAAUAAUGUGAACCUGCUUUGUUCAUGUCAAACCCACCUCUUGUGCAUUUUUAGGAUAGAUUCAUGGUUGGAACACCAAAUUAUGUCUAAAGUUCAAACAUUCAGGUGGUAACUUGAGGUAAAAUGACCAGAGUGUUCUUAGGUUUAAGAGCCGCGGUUUGACUUCUCCAUAGAUUCCUGCCUCUUGUGGUUUAAACAUUGCCUGCACUUGUCAAAAACUCUGCACAGUUUGUGUUGUAGUUCUUCUCCUGCACCAACAACCAGACGCUGUCGUCACCAUAAAUAUGCUACCAUUACAAAACUGUUUCUUUUUGUCUUUUUGAUAUUACAUUAUUUUUCAUAUAGACUACUAACUUCUGGUGUUUUCAGUGAACACGAAACGGCUUUUGUCAUUUGAAUAAACGUUUUAAAGGAACAUUAAAGCAAUAGGUGCUGCUAAUGCUACUUUUCCA
Xiphophorus maculatus (southern platyfish) is the source of this 2622-nucleotide messenger RNA. Its product is annotated as dimethylaniline monooxygenase [N-oxide-forming] 5-like. NCBI's taxonomy places the organism in Eukaryota, Metazoa, Chordata, Actinopteri, Cyprinodontiformes, Poeciliidae. Bases 112 to 1770 code for a protein of 552 amino acids. The transcript has 11 exons. Gene Ontology annotation, molecular function: NADP binding; N,N-dimethylaniline monooxygenase activity; flavin adenine dinucleotide binding. The record is from RefSeq and is a predicted model, not a curated record.